Molecule: messenger RNA, 758 nt
Organism: Cuculus canorus (common cuckoo)
Lineage: Eukaryota; Metazoa; Chordata; Aves; Cuculiformes; Cuculidae
Product: dispanin subfamily A member 2b-like
Exons: 2
Coding region: 67-471 (134 amino acids)
Biological process (GO): negative regulation of viral genome replication; defense response to virus; response to type II interferon
Cellular component (GO): plasma membrane
Source: RefSeq, a predicted model, not a curated record
AGCGGCUCCUCCCGCACAGGGGUCCUCCUCCCCCCCACAGCUCCAUCUCGAGAAUCGAAAGCGGCGAUGGAGCGGGUGGCCUGGCCGGGACCCGCGGCGGCGCCGCCCUACGAGCCGCUGGGCCCGCAGCCCGAGGGCGAGCGGAGGGCCACGAGCGCCGUGGUGGUGGUGGAGCCCCCCCGGCAGCCCCCGCCCCGCGACCACCUCGCCUGGUCCCUCUGCUCCGCGCUCUACGCCAACGUCUGCUGCCUCGGCUUCCUCGCCCUCGUCUUCUCCAUCAAGUCCAGGGACCGCAAACUCCUAGGUGACUACAGUGGGGCGCACAGCUACGGCUCCACCGCCAAGUACCUGAACAUCACCACGCAGCUGCUCAACAUCUGCCUCAUCAUCCUGGUCAUCAUCCUGCUCGCCAGCGGCGUCAUCGUCCUGGCAAACCCCUUCCGCCCCGGCGGGAACCUCGGCCCCUUUUAGCCCUCGCCGUGCCCCAUCUCUCGCUGCACCUGCCAGGAGCCCGCAGGGAUCCCCCCUCGCUCCUCCAAGCCAUGGGGAGCCCUUCCUGAUGAGCGCCCACACUGGAAGCGCCUGCGGAGCCCUCUCCUCCGGCAGGAGCCGCACACCCAACACCAGCAGCCAAGAGUCACACGUCCUGCUUGACACUUCUCUGGCGUUUUGUAGCUCCAAGUGCCUCUAUAAGUAACCCCGCGGAGAAGCCUCCUUUGGAGAAAAGCUGGAUCAAUAAAGGUUUCUUUCACUUUUAA